Cetraspora pellucida is the source of this 1419-nucleotide messenger RNA. The record is from the annotation of a GenBank genome assembly. NCBI's taxonomy places the organism in Eukaryota, Fungi, Glomeromycota, Glomeromycetes, Diversisporales, Gigasporaceae.
AUGUCUUUCUUUUCGUCUAUUCCGACCAUAUUUUCAACUGCAUUAGAACAUUAUACUAAAGGUCCACCUAGAAAAUCAUGGGAUCUAAAAUUUCAUUUGUUAAUAGCAAUGAUUCAACACAAUAUGAGCUUACCAUUAAAGUCUAUUGAACAAGCUCAAAAGGAAUUUGAAAAACAGUUUGAAGCUAAAAUUCCUCCUAAUCUAACUAUAAAAGAAGUUUUAUUAGAUGAGGAAUAUAGACAAAAGAGUAAAACGCAUUUAGAAAAGAUUUUGAAGCAAUAUGAUGAUGUAUUAGACGAGAGAUGGAAAGAUCCAAAUGAUGAAGGAUUGCAUGGGGAAUGGAUGUAUAUUAAUGAAAAAUCCAGUGAAACUGAUAAUGUGAUUUUAUAUUUGCAUGGUGGUGGAUUUUGUGUCGGCUCACCUAAAUGUACUAGAAUAGUUACACGAAAAUUUGUUGAGCUUGCUGAUUCUCGAAUUUUUGCACUUGAUUAUCGUCUUUCGCCAAAAAGCCAAUUUCCUGCCGCUCUUUGUGAUGCCCUCGCUGCGUAUCUAUAUCUUACAAAUCCCGGUCCAAAUGCUGGAUUUGAACCGAUCAACCCUAAAAGAAUUGUAUUAGCUGGUGAGAGUGCAGGUGGCAAUUUAGUUUUUUCUGUGCUCUUAGCUUUAAGGGAUGCUGGAUUACCUUUACCAGCGGGUGCAAUUCCAUUGUCUCCAUGGGUUGAUUUAACUCAUAGUAUGCCAUCAUUUAUGGAUGCCGAAAUGGAUAAAACAGACUAUAUACCCUCAAAUCUAGGCCUUUUUACAAAUUAUCCUUCAUCGCCUAUCAUGGACGAAUAUCAUACCAAUGCAAAAGUACUAGCUGAUAAAAUCGCUCUAAAAAAACCUACUAUUGUUGGUCAUCCUUCUUUUACGGCAUUACCUCGUUUUAAUCUUUAUUGUCCUAAUGAAGCGUUGGCAAUCCCUUAUGUUACGCAACAAGUUGGAGGUGAUGAAAGAUUUCGUGACGAAUCUAUCCUGAUUAGUCAUAAAGCUGCAAGUCCUCAUGAAUAUAAAUUACCUUUAUAUGCAACUAAAAAUUUUGAAAUGUCGUCUUUUAAGAAACCUACUAAAGUUAUACUUGAAGUCUAUGAUGAUAUGCCUCAUGCCUGGCACUUAAUCCCUUUUUGUAAACCUUCUCAAAUAGCAUUAGAACGUUGUUGUGAUUUUAUAAAACGUGCUGUUUCAAUUGACGACAAUAAUACUUCAAUGAUUGAUCUUAUUAAAGAAGAGGAAGUAUCCUCUUCUAUUUCUGUUUCUCCCUCAUUUAUUGCAAUGAGAAUUAAUCCAGAUGGUAUGAUCAGAGAAUUGAAUGAAACUGAUCGGGAUUGUUUAAAAUGGGAUAAAAUUGGUGUAGUGCCUAACAUUCCUAAUAAAAUUUAA